Molecule: messenger RNA, 7476 nt
Organism: Peromyscus leucopus (white-footed mouse)
Lineage: Eukaryota; Metazoa; Chordata; Mammalia; Rodentia; Cricetidae
Gene: Slc38a1
Product: solute carrier family 38 member 1
Exons: 17
Coding region: 453-1913 (486 amino acids)
Biological process (GO): L-glutamine transport; amino acid transmembrane transport
Molecular function (GO): L-glutamine transmembrane transporter activity
Source: RefSeq, a predicted model, not a curated record
CGCCAGCUAGGGUCGCCGCGCUGUCCUCCAGCCUGGGAGAGAGGCACGAAGGUGCGGCGACCAGAGGCAUGUGACCUGUGCCCAGCUCUCCGCCGCAGGCAGCUCAGCUCGGAGGGCGCAGCUCAGCUCGGAGGGCGCGCGGGCAGGGAGGGAUGAUGGUCUGAAAAGGCCGCGCUCCCGUCCCCAAACUGCAGAAGCAAAAGGGCGCCGCGCCCCGCGGUAGCCAAUGAGUCAGGCUGGAGCCCCUCCGCGCCGGGCGUGUGGAUCCAGACCUUGACACAAAGGACAUCUAACUGCGGAGGACAGCCUGGAAGGGCGGACACUUUGGCGGCGGCGCCUUUCCCUUUAUUUCUCGAGGGGUCUCAAGCAUCUAUACUUGCUGCUCUCUCUGCGUCUGAAGACCCUCAGAGCAGAAGAACUUGGACUGACUUUUUGACGACAGUCACCUGAAUAUGAUGCAUUUCAAAAGUGGCCUCGAGUUAACGGAGUUGCAGAACAUGACGGUGCCCGAAGACGACAACAUCAGCAACGACUCUAACGACUUCACUGAAGUGGAGAAUGGCCAGAUAAAUAGCAAGUUCAUCUCGGACCGCGAAAGCAGACGAAGUCUCACCAACAGCCAUUUGGAGAAAAGGAAAUGUGAUGAAUACAUCCCAGGAACGACCUCCCUGGGCAUGUCUGUUUUUAACCUGAGCAACGCCAUCAUGGGCAGUGGGAUUUUGGGACUCGCCUUUGCCCUGGCCAACACUGGAAUCCUCCUUUUUCUGAUACUUCUGACUUCGGUGACGUUGUUGUCUAUCUACUCAAUAAACCUACUAUUGAUCUGUUCCAAGGAAACGGGCUGCAUGGUUUACGAGAAGCUGGGGGAGCAAGUCUUUGGCACCACGGGGAAGCUGGUGAUUUUUGGAGCCACCUCGCUGCAGAAUACUGGCGCGAUGCUGAGCUACCUCUUCAUAGUAAAAAACGAACUUCCUUCCGCCAUCAAAUUCCUCAUGGGACAGGAGGAGGCAUUUUCAGCCUGGUACGUCGAUGGUCGCGUCCUGGUUGUGAUGGUAACCUUUGGUAUAAUUCUCCCGCUGUGUCUCCUGAAGAACCUGGGGUAUCUUGGCUACACUAGUGGAUUUUCCUUGAGCUGCAUGGUUUUUUUCCUAAUAGUGGUUAUCUACAAGAAAUUUCAAAUUCCGUGCAUGAAUGUAGAACAAAAUUCAACAAUAAGUGCCAAUGUAACUGACAUGUGUACGCCAAAAUAUGUUACCUUCAACUCAAAGACGGUGUACGCUCUGCCCACCAUUGCGUUUGCGUUUGUCUGCCACCCAUCUGUCCUGCCGAUCUACAGCGAACUCAAAGACCGAUCACAGAAAAAAAUGCAGAUGGUCUCCAAUAUUUCCUUCUUCGCCAUGUUUGUGAUGUACUUCCUGACCGCCAUCUUUGGGUACUUGACAUUUUAUGAAAAGGUGCAGUCAGACCUCCUUCACAAGUACGACAUUCACAAGGGCGACAUUCUCAUCCUGACCGUGCGGCUGGCUGUCAUCGUGGCCGUCAUCCUCACCGUGCCCGUCUUAUUCUUCACGGUUCGUUCGUCGUUAUUUGAACUGGCCAAGAAGACCAAGUUCAACUUGUGCCGCCACAUCUUGGUGACCGUCGUCCUCUUGGUGAUUAUCAACUUGUUGGUCAUCUUCAUUCCCUCCAUGAAGGAUAUCUUUGGAGUCGUAGGAGUGACGUCUGCUAAUAUGCUCAUCUUCAUUCUCCCGUCGUCACUUUAUCUAAAAAUCACAAACCAGGACGGAGAUAAAGGCACUCAAAGAAUCUGGGCGGCCCUUUUCUUGGCCCUGGGGGUCCUGUUCUCCUUGAUCAGCAUCCCGCUGGUCAUCUACGACUGGGCUUGCUCAUCUGGCAGUGACGAAGGCCACUGAGACCAGCCAUCCGAGGAAAGCCAGCACCUGUUCCCGCCUGUCUCUUCACCACCCAUCAGCAAUCCUUCACCGUUUCUUUUGCAAGUUUACGGACAGACAGAGAGGCACACAACAACACCCGGGUUGUGACAGGGAGACCCGCUUCCAGCGUGGCUGUGGCCUCCCGGGAUGUCCACGUAGGGACGGUGGAUUUUAUCUUUUGCAGAUUUCAUGCCGUCACCAAUAUUUCCCUCUACCUACUGUGUUUUGUGGCUUCUGCUUUAGUCUCUUAGAACUUUGAAAACACGAUCAUCAGGUGUAUUCAUUUGUUAGACACCAAGGUUCUGAAAUCGUUUUCCUACUGAUGUUCCUGCUCACGCUAUCUGUAUCUUUUUAGAAGAGAAAAUAAUCUUGAAUUGUAUAUAUUUAUUUUGCUUUACAGAAAAAAAAAAGGUUUCAGGAAAAAAAAAAAAGGUUUCAUAAAUCCUUUGCCUAUUUUGGUUAACAUAGCACACAGGGGUAAUCCUUCGAGAGACACUUGAGUGCCAUUGCUGCAUCUGAGCAUGCCCAAUAUUUGAGGCGGCUCUGAUCACCCAACAUGGGCUGUCCUGGACCUGCUGGUACUCCAUCCUGCUCCCACAGGGAGCUAUUCCCUGAGAGUGUCUGUGGCUGGGAAGGGGGUGGGCACGGCACUUGUGGGAAGAUAUUAAAAUGCACAUUUGGGAGAGCUCACAAAUGAAGCUUUGUCGUCCCCCCACCUUGGCAUCUGGUGUCACAGUUACUCUAGGCUGAGUCACCUGCGUGGGGUCCCAUGGCUCCCCUAGUGAUGAAUGAGACUGCCCAAAAUGCCUAAGGAAAUACUCCCGAUGCAGACAGCCUCCGUCUACACCCAUAUUAUUGAAGGGGGAGAUGAUUUGUUGGUUUAUACGCCCAGCAGCAUUUAGUCAUGUCCACCAGCUUUUUGCAACAGAGAAUAAUGUGUACCUAAGGGUGACUGAGGGUAGGUAGGUCAUCCUCUUUUAUAUUGAGUACUUUACUUUAGGGGAGUCUUUAAAAGACGUGUUUUAUAUCUAUAAAUCUAGGUUACUACAAAUAACAGGAUUUUUGUACCUUAAAUAAGCCUCAUUUCUAUUCUCCAUUAACUCUCCAUCCCAUCUUGAAAGUAAACCUUCUGAGGCAGUCUUUGUGGAGAGCUUCUGAAGUCACUGUGUCCUCUCUUGUCCCUGCUGGGGAAGACAAGCCGCUCUUCUCCAUCUGUGUUUCUUCCGUGUAUCCCCGUCACUGCCUCUUCUAUGUGACCCACGCGGGAGAGCAGGGUGGCCUGUGCUCUCUCCCUGGCCCCUCCCGAGGGGAGCAGAGAGAAAUGACUGGAAACGACAGGAGCUGUGGACGUGGCAGCGAGGGAACCCAGAGCGGCAUGUCCUGCUGGUGAGCACACCCGUGGCUGCCCAUAGCUUAGCUGCAGUGGGAAAUGCAUGUGCUCUGUGACCACUGUCUGCAGGCAGGGCUUGUACUGCAGCCAGAUGUAUUCUGGUUGAGUUCUCAGAUUAAAAUAUAUACUGAGCACAGAUUUCUUACCUGGAGACAGGUAGGAUGGGACACAGAGAGUUGGCAGAGAACUCAGACACUCAUCUGUAGACACUGUUCCUACUGACUGAAAUCCCCCAGGGUCUUUGGGAAGGCAUCUCCUGAGAGUUCCACCCAGAGAUGUCCCUUCAUCUACUGAAGUCCCACAGGUAAGGUAGGCAUCCAAGUGCCUGCCACCAUCCUCUUGGGGAAGAAGGAAAAGCUACUUCCUACGUUGCGUCAUCACCUUGGUCUAGUGUUUCAGAGUUCUGUCCACGUCGAGUUCGGGCAACUGGACACAGAGGCCUAGACAGGAAAAGGGCAAAACCCACAGCGGCCUCUGCCCUUUGUGGAAAUGCUUUCCAUAUCACAGAGAAUGAUGGAUGAUUCGCCAACCUAUGUAGCUUGUUUGGCCCUGUUUAAAAAAAAAUACAUUGAUUCAGUUUGCCUACUAUCCUGCCCUCUGUUUUCCUCAUUCUGUAACCAUUUCAUUCAUUUUACAUUCACGAAGUGAAUUCAAAAACCGUCAUUAACUCUGGGAUGUGUUGUGAUUUGGGACCUCUGGAUUUUAUGUGUUGGUAAAACUAAUGUAUUAUUUACAGUGUAUUUAUUUGCAGGAAGCACAUUGUUGUUGAUGUCUGAUACGUGGUUUUCUGUUUUUGGUUUUUUAAGCUCCUUUAUACGUAUACCUGAGUUUGUUUGAAUGUUAUAGACCUCACUGUCGUUUGUUAACCACAGACUUAUCCCAUGGUGUCUGUGGUAGUCCCUGUAUACACCUCUUACCCUUGCUCAGAAUAAUGAACUGGUAGCCAAAACAUACCUGUAUCACAGAUGUUAGGUAGAAUUCAACAGCACAGUCAAACGCAGUAGACGUUUUCCUGCUAAAUGAGUAGACUCGGGAGUAGUAGGCCUUCGCCACAGGAAGCAGCAAUUUCCUUUGGCACCCAGGAUCUCCACUGCUGACCAGGGCCAGUUCCAUCCUUUGGGUGAAGAACUGGCUAGCGUCACACAGACUACUGUAGAUUCCUAGCUUAGUGUUGCUGGUUAGAAGUAGUUAGCAGGGUGUGUGCAGAAAGAACACCCAUCUUUUAGGCGCGGACAGGCAGUCCCCAGGUCACGGGGAGCACACAUUCCAAAGCUUUGUCACCUGGAAUGGAUUUCCUGUAACUGGGCUCUAUGUGAAGAUGAGGCCCCCAGAGCCGCUGGGAAAGACUGCCAGACCCAGAGCCGAGCUGAAAUAGUGUAACAGGACUGCAGAAGAGCCAAGUCCCCAGAGAGAAUGGAGGUGGGGUUUGGGGGUGGGGAGGUGGGGAAGAAUCCAAGUCACCCAGAGAAAGCCACAGCCUGUUGCUGUGGAACCCAGACUGUUCGUCUCUACCACAGUGUCUGCUGGAUGCGGAGUUUGGGGCUCUGCCAGAGUGGCCUGAAGCCUGGGCUCCUGAAAUAUUAGAGGAACUAAGUUCAAAACCCUGCUGGUGGGGUGGUGUUGGAGGAGGAGGAAGAGGGAUUCCUUAGCUACCACCUUUUGUUUGCUCCGAAACUGUCAAGCUUGGCCUGGCUGCUUCCAGUUCUGUGACAGCCUUUCGCUCCUAGAGUUCGCCACCUCCUUCUCGGCCACUGAUGUCAUAGCUUCUCCCAGGUGCCAGCUUUGAGACCAGCACACAGCGCUUUUAAUGUCUUCGGUUUCAUCCAUGGUUUCACCGCUCAGUGAUCAGCUGAAAGGUGCAAAGGGGGUCUCCGUCCACUGUCUGGUGUAUGUAUGGACCAUAUUGAGAAGCAUAAAGCACUGUGGGAGUGGGCGGCAGACGACCAGGGUCUGUGGUGAGAUGCUCCGGCGUUUCAGAGGAUACCUCCAACAGUUAUCCCAAGAAUUCUGGAGUUGCACUCAGGCCCCCAAGCUGGUGUUUCUCAAAUUGUGGUCCCCAGGCCAGCAGCGUGAACCUCACAACAGACUCAUCAGAAUGCAAAUACCCAGCGCUGCCAGAAUCCCACGGACAAAGCCACCUGUCCUCCGCAAGUCUCAGGUCUAGACUCCAGGUGACACCCGUGGCAUCAAGUUUGGGGACCACUCUCCAGUCAGUCAGCCCUCGGAAGGCAGUUCCUGGGGUGAGGAAUCAGAGCCAGGACCCAGAAAAGGUAUAAAAGGACUCCAGCCAGUGUCCCUGCAAAUGCAGGAAACAUCUUGGGGCGGGGAGGGGCAUGGAGCGGCAUACCUGUGUCCCCCUCCUACCGGUAAUGCAAUGCCAGGGCCAUGAGUAAAACUCAGGGUGCCUGCACUUGAGGGAAAACGGCUUAAGGCACUCACAUUUUCUCACAGCUGUGAAGACAUCAAAUUGAGGCUUCACAAAAUUUAAGUAAAUUAAAAUGCCUUUUUGUAAAUGCAACCGUAAGAGCACUGUUGAGUUUUCAGGAGUCCGUUCCCCAAGAGGACUGUGUUCGUGGUUGGGUAGAGAGCUGGCCUGCUAGGUACAAAGCCCUGGGGAAGUUCAGUCCUGAUAUUGUAAAAUAUAAACUAUCAAUACAAUGAGAAUUCUAGUGAAAGGUCCACACUGCUGAGGGAGCUUCAAGGGGCUGUGAGGGGAGGGCAGAGCCCAGUCCAUCUCUGCGGAGCACGGUGUGAGGUGGCAUUGUUAGCUGGAGUAGGGCAGAGGUGGGUGGUAUGAUCUUAGGCGUGGUGUAUGCCUUAGAGCAACGCCUCCAUUGACCCAUUGUUUAGAAAGGAGAUAGACUUUAAGAAUGGCAUCCUAUUCCAGGGGACAUCCGGGCACCUGGAAAGAGAAGUCAGUGGUUUCCUCUCAGGAGGGCAGAUCUGAGAAUUCCUUCUGCAACAGAACAUAUUCCUUUAAAAUGCAAUGGACUGUGGAUAGUAAUAAAAAGACUUUGGGUUCAAACUGGGGUUGUGGGUAAUGACUGAAAAUAAUGCUAAGUCUAAAGAGGCGGGUUCCUGAACAAUAAUGCAAAGUUCGCAUGGAUGUAGAUGUCUUUCCCGGGGUUUCCCUGGGGAAGAACGGUAAAGCACUGGGCCUAUCUGUACACAGGCUUGAAUCUAUGCAUUUGAGGCUCACUGGAGGACUCCUUCAUUUGUAUGUAAAUAUGUUGUAAAUACAUAGGAGGCUGUAUAUUUUUGCAGUUGUUGAUCCGCACAGAAAUAGAGGUCUCUAGUACCUGCAUAUAAGAAAUACACAUUCUCAUAAAUUAACGUUAGUGGUUUUGUUUGGGAAUUAGAAGAAUUUUACCUUCUCUCCCAUAGUUCUGUCAAUGUAAACCUGGAGCCUAAAACCUUAACUAAUUGUUUGGAGAAAGAAGUGCUGAGAAACGGCUGCUUUGAUCUCUUCUGCUGGUGUUAGGAUCUGUUAUUUAGAUGAUACAAAUAAGAACGAUUUAGAAGAAAACCAUGGUCGUAUAGCAACAGACAUGCCCCCAAAUGAGAAGGUGUUUCUCCGUGACGUUCUUUCAUGGUUAACAUGGAUGCCACUGCAUAGAAUGUAAGAAAACCGAAGUUAGAGAGGGUUUGUUUUGUUUUGUUUUCCAAAAUGGAAUUAUCUUUUCCCAAACUUUGGGAUCCUUGAGGGGAGGGCUGAAUAUUCUUAUGAGCACAUAUUUGAAGGAAAACAUCCUGUUAUUUAAGCUUUCGAAGGUCUUGCAUGUUUGCCUUUUAAUGUCGAUGCCAACAUAGACUGUCGCGUCUGUCCCCACCACCACCACCACCACGUGAAUCUUAACCAUUGGUACGUAAUACAGUCUCUAGAGUCCAGUGUGUUCUAGACUCCCUCUGACUCAGUACAUGUAGCACACCACUGUUUUAUUAAUGGAAAAAACUUGUAAAUGAUUUGGGGUGGGCAUCCAAAGUGAGUCACAAGUCACAAAACUUUGCUGUUCACUGUCCAUCGUAUGAAGUUGGGUUGUUCUUUUUUUUUUUUUUUUCAGGGUGUGGUAUAAAUAAGAAAGUGUAAGAAAUUAUGUCCUAUAAAUGCAGUGUUAACAUAGUUUUCAAACAUUAAAAUGUGAAUUAAAAGUA